CAGUCAUGAUGUAGGUGUUUUGUUGGAUUUAAAUGGGGCUGUUGUGUAUUUUAUUUCUUUAUUUAACUAUACUAAAGUCUUAUAGUUUACAUAUCCGUUUCAUAAUGUAUGUGAAAUUGCUGUAAAAGAAGUUAGUGUCUCGUGGCCAAUCUUCUUCGUCUUCUUCUUCUUCUUUUAAAGGUUUACAAAAAGUCAUUUAUAUGCGCCAUAUAUGAAAAUGUAACUGUCCUCUUCCCUCAAUCACAAUGCUUCUGAUGACAAUAACAAGUGCCUUACAGCGGGAGAGAUCUAGACUGGAUCAAGCGACUAACAUGUUGAUGGCCAACAUAUGCACCAUGCAUUAGUUUGUCGUAAGUCAAAAUCCGUCCUGAUACUGGUGUUGAGGGAAAAUGUUUUAGCGGUACUCAUUUCGCGUAAAGGAAAAUAUUAUCUCCCCAAUAUUCCUGACGUCAUAUCCACAACACAAAAUGGUGGUGUUUCCCGCAUUGUUUGACAACUGAGGGUACAUCGUUAUUUUUGUUUACAUUUACAAAACUUUGGAUUAUACGUUGUUAUCAACCUUGGAGUAUUUCGCAAUGGAGUCUUCUUCAAGCACUGACAUGUCGCUAGAGAUGAUCAGGGUGGCAUCAUUUGGUCAAAACCCUCUAAAACCGGUGACCUCAAUUCAAGGAAUCACCGAUUUUACACCAAUUCCAUCUUCUUUGAAGCUUUCAAAAGCAGGAUUCUACCGGGAUCCAAGCUCGGAAGGGGAUGAAGUAAGAUGUUUUUCGUGUGGCCUUGUCAUGAAGGACUGGAGUGCGUAUUAUGGCGAGUCUCCGUUUUCUGUACACUUGUGUCGCAGUCCAGAAUGUCAGUACCUCAGCUGUCAAAGUAACGUCGUUUCAAGUGAUGAAGAUGAACCUAGUCCCUGUUUUACCAGAACCUUGACCCCGCAAUCGCCCGAGUUGUUCCUUACAGAGGCAGAAUCUACGAUCGUAAGACGUCAGUUGUUUCCAGAAGAUUAUUAUGUUCGCACAAAUGACAAUAGUUUGACAAAUUCUCAAGUUCAAUCAAGUAUCAAACUACCAUUUAAGCCAAAGUUUGGCAACAGCGAUAUGCUUUUUGAAAGCAAGCGACAUGCCACAUUUGCAGCUAAACCGUGUCUCAAAGCAAAAGAACUGGCGUCCAAUGGAUUUAUCAUGUUGACAGGGGAUAAAAUUGGAUGUGUAUUCUGUGGUAAACAAACCACCUGUCCUACAGCUGAGUGUACAACACCUGUGAAGGAUAUACAUAGGGCACUGAACCCAAACUGCUCAUUCUUCAGAGGAUUUGAUGUAAGCAAUGUGUCAUGUGUGUUGGAAGAGUCCAUAAAGAGAAACAUUGAGUGUAGUGACAGUAACAAUUCUAGUGACAGUGAGGAAGAUAUUAACAAUACAACAAGUUCAAGUGCGCCGUGCAUGUUCCACAAUCCCUAUUUUGAGGAUUUCACAGUUCGGAGGGAAACAUUCAAGGAUUGGCCUCCACAGAUGAAACCAACAGCACAGCAGCUUUCUGAAGCUGGUUUCUAUUACACAGGGACGUUUGACAAAGUAGCGUGCUUCACCUGUGGCUGCAGCCUCAGCAAGUGGCAGACAGAUGCUGAUGCACUGGUCCAACAUGCCAAGCACUCCCCCAGCUGUCUCUACCUGCGACAACUAUCGCAGUAUCAUGACAUCAAGCAGCUCGCCAUGGAGACACAGGAGAUGACAACCUGUGAAAUGCCAACUGAAGAUGGCCCUGUUAGCAAUGAGUCUCCAGUCAAACUGCCCUUCCCCUUCAAGCCGACAGUCGACCCGUCCAUACUCACCAACUGCCAGGCAGCCCUAGCAAGUCAGUUUGGCUUUCAAGUAGAUCUACAACUUAUUCGUGAAGCUAUCUGUGAAUUUUAUGCUAAAUUCAACAGCUACCCCAACUAUGACCUGCUGGUGGGAUGGAUGCUGACAACAAAGAAGGAGUUUCAGAUGGUGAGGGAGAUGAGGAGCAACAUCCACAGUCAGGAGGUGACCCUGGAGCACAAGGACCAGCAGAUACAUGAACACAGGCAGCAGAUACAUGAACACAGGCAGCAGAUACAUCACAAGGACCAGCAGAUACAUCAACAGGGGCAGCAGCUGGGGGAGUUAUCCAGUAAAGAUGAAGAAAUCCAUCAGCUUAAACUGAAACUUAGUUUACAAACCCAGCAGAAUUCUCAGAAGGACCAGCAGAUCUCUCAGAUCACUCAGCAAAACCAACAGAUCACUCAGCAACUAAACCAGAGGAACAGGUUAAUCAGCAACAAGAAUGAAAUACUCCAAGUACAGGGUGGAAGAAUCGACCAGCUGGAGGAGGAUAACAUCAGGAUGCAGAACCUGGUCAUGCAGCUCCGGCGGGAGCUGCAGGUGUCCACAUCCCGGCGAGGAUGAACCUCAGAUCCAGGGACACCUUCAUCUCUAGCUCCGGCGGGAGUUGCAGGUGUCCACAUCCCGGCGAGGAUGAACCUCAGAUCCAGGGACACCAUCAUCUGUAGCUAUGGCGGGUGUCCUUUUCCUGCAGUCUGAGAGUCAGAUCCAGAGAACAUUUUCACCUGUGUACAAACAACAUCAGUCAUGCGGCUACAGAAGGAGUUACAGGUGUCCAUCUCCCAACAAUGAUGAGCGUCAAAUCCAGAAGGAUAACGGACAGGUUAUCUGUAGUGUGAACUAAUAUCUUUUCGGACACGAAUAUUCAAUGUUUAUGUGAAAAACUUUUUUGAGGGUGUUUGCAUCUUAUUCAUACAGCUCAGUUCACAGGUGUUGGGUAAUCUUUGUCCUAUGAUCUAUUGACCUAAUUGAUGUUGAUAUGCAUAUAUAUUACUGCAAUCCUGGUGAAAAGAUAUUGUGGAUUAUCAGCUCAUGUAGUCACCUAAUUCAUCAUAUUUUUCUUAUGUUAUGAAAUGUAUAUCUUAGGUGAAUAUCCUUCUCUCAAACAUCAAUAUUCAACCAUAAGUAUGUCCAGAUGAAAUGGCUCUUCUAUUUAACUGAAUGCCAGAGUAAUUGUAAACUAACACACCGUCUCUUGCUCAGUGCGUAAUGGCAGCUACACAUAUACCAUCUGAGUCGUUUACCUAUCUAUAUCUCUGUCAUCAACCAUUGUUAAGGCACACAGUUGGUAAAGAACAUCAGACACAAAACCCAUUGGAAACUCAUCAAGUGGUUCACAGAGCAGGCUGCUGUGACAUCAUACAAUGGUAUACCAGUUGUGACCUCCUGCAUGUUUUACAUAUAUUUAAGACAUAUUAUGUACCAGUAUAAGCAUGUGUUUUUGUUUGUGUGGAAUAUAUUUGUUAGACUGGAAUAUAAACGGGAAAGAUCAAACAGGAAAUUCAGUUUGCUUUGGAAAGAAUGUCUCAAGAAAGGAAUAGUUUCCCAUACCUUCAUACUGUUGAGAACUUAUUUAGGGUGUUUAUGUUAGCAAUGUUUCCCAACAAUAGGAACUAUGCUUGUUAAGAAGUUGUCAAUUUAAUGUUUCUUAUUGUGACCAGAUUGUGCUUCUAGUUGUAGUUUAUUGAUGGUAGCACCACUUCUGAACAAAACCCACAUACUGCAGUGUGAACAGCUUACCUGGAAUAUAGUUGAAGUCUUGACAGCUGAAACAACCCAUUAACACCCACUGUUGACUUAAUUUGAUACUAUGAGUAUGGCACCUUGAGGUCAUGUUUUUUAUUAAAUGAUUUAAUAAGAGCACAUAUUAUAGAGUGGAAGAUAUGAAAUUAAUUUUGAAAAACUAAUGUUCACCAUAUUUAAUUUGAUUGCAUCACUAGUCAUUCCCUAUGAUGUGAAUUACAGCUCCUGGAUGUGAGAAGUGUCAUAUUUUCAUGUAUUGAAUCGUGUAUCAUUAUGACCUUACAAUUGAGGUACAUCACAGAAAGUUAACAAAUACCACUAAAGCACAGUUUUAUCCACUGCUGUUACCAAAACCAGACUAGUGUUCUUUCAAGUUGUAAUGUUUAGCUAAUAUAACAAGCCAGUGACAUUUUAUGGGCGCUUCAGCGUCUUUAGAAAUGUACCAACUGAAACAAUCAAUUGGUUGUUUAUACAUUCUGGUAAGUACUACUGAGCAGUUGUACAGACAUACAUUAUAUUCUUACUUUUGUUGUUGAAUAGAAGAUGAACUAAUAUGCAGAAUAAAUUGUACAUUUGUAAUAUAGUUCCUAAGGGGAGAUAACUAAGCUGUAUUAUAGACCUUUAUUUACUAUUUCAGGUCCAUGCUUUGUAUAGUUAAUAUAAACUUUCUGUAUAAUAAUUUUUUUAUAUUUCUUUUGAAUGCAUUUUUGUUAAGCUUUGAAAGAUUUUAUGAGCAGUAGAUAUCAAACAAUAAUAUAUAGAUCUACUUAGGCAUAUUCAAUAUGUAUUUAUGUUUUCCUGUAUGUUGUGUCCAGAUAUAGGGUAUUUCAUGAUUGAAUAGGGCAGAAAUUUAGGUUUUGGCGACCUACACAAUUCAUUGAAACUGAACCUUGUUGAGAUAUUAUGUAUAUAUUUAAAUGUUAUUGAUAAAAAGGUCAGUGUGUACAAUGUUGCGUUACUCAAAGCCUAUUCAUGUUAACAGCAAACUGUUAUAUUAUUUUGAACCAAUUUUAUCAUAGUGCUGACCAGAGACAUCAUUUCUUGUUAAAGAAUCUAGAUAUCUGAAUAGCCAUCACCAUCUUGUAUAAAUACAUACCUCUUAUGAACCCGUAAUGAUAAGUCUGUCACGUUUGUCACUAACAGGGUGAAUGGGAUUUUUAGCUGAAGAUUUGUUAGACCCUUCCAGUGACACAUGUACAUAUAUUUUAAUAGAACCAAUGUACAUAUGUUCAUCUAUCUUACUGACAUUAUCAUUACCUGUAUGUACAUAUGUGUAUACGUAGAGCAUCAGACAGUGCUAUCUAUCUUCAUGCUGAUCAGUGUUCAAUGUUGUCUCUUGUUAGUCGACCCUCCCACACACCAGGUCUGGGUACACACAUCAUCACUCUCUAGUUCAGGCAGAUGCUGUAUACUGCUGGGAUGUUGCUGACUACAUUGUAAAACUACAAAGAAUUUUAGUAUUUGAACCAUUCUUCUGUAACAGAUGAUUCAUCAUUCACAUAUUAACACAAGAUGAGGAUUUGAUAGUCAGUAUCAUUUUGGUUAAUUACUUAAAUCUAGAGUGAGUGAGUCAGUGAGUUGGGUUAAUUACUGCUAUGAACAGUAUUUUAGUUAUAUCCGGUAUUUUGAGGAAAAGCCCAACAUCCCAAAGUGAUGGAUGUUUACCACUCUUAUGAAACCUGCGCAACCUAUGCUGCUGACAAAGCGAAGUUCAUGAUCAGGGCAGAUCUGGAUUCAUGCCAUGACAUUUGCAUCCUUGCAUGUCUAGGAGAUGCAACUCUGUACAACUUGCAACACCUUCCACAACUGGGACACACUUAAAUCUGGAGAUUUCAUCCAUUCAGCUGAAAUAUUUUAGUGAUUGUCAUCAAUGUGAAACAGGUACACUUAUAUCUCCUUGUCACCUAUAGUAUACAGCCUGGUGGUGUUGUGGGGGGCCUCUACUGUCUGUCUUCCUUCCAUUCUUUACAUUAGGACACACUGGAGUGCUGUUGUGUUCCGACUGGUUCAUGUGGCCUGUUCCCUUUCAUCAAACACUACCACAUGUGUUCUGUGAUGGUUCAGUAUCUCACAACUAAGGCAGCAAUAAUCACCCAUUGUUAGUCCCUAUUGAUCCAUAUUGUCAAGGUUAACAUGAAUGUUCAUCGAGGGUACAAUGUAUUGAUCAUUUCGUUUCAUGGAAAAAGGCAGCAGUACAAAUAUUAUUUAUCGAGUUAAAGUAUGGAAUAUUAGAGUCCUCGGGUUUAUCAUAUGAGUAAUACCUACUAGAACAUUGCUAUCUUUUCACUCUGUCUCCCUCUUCUUUCAAGAGGUCAGCGUAUUUCUGGGGCUCCUCUUAGACAUCCUGUUUACACACAAGAAAUUCAAGUUCCAUCUUAAUGGUAACCUAUUACCUUUUACACUGAACGUUUUGAUAAUGUUGAGAGUAUUUGUAUUGAAUUUUAAAUGGGGAUUUUACAUUUUAAUGAAACCAUUUUGUAUACUUGAUGUUAUAUUUUUGUGUGACAUUUUUGUUAAUAUAUUUAACACAUUUUAACAAGAUUUAAGGUUUUUAAAACAAAUCAUCUGAAAUUAUUUUGAACAACAUCUUGUCAUGUUUUUAGAACAAUUCACCUUGAAUAUUGUGAAUUCUUUUUCUUCCAUUCUAUGAACUCUCUUUCUGUUUCUCUCUCAUCUACAUCUGUAGUUUGUAUAUAU
Messenger RNA from Haliotis rufescens (red abalone), 6296 nucleotides. RefSeq names its product E3 ubiquitin-protein ligase XIAP-like. Lineage: Eukaryota; Metazoa; Mollusca; Gastropoda; Lepetellida; Haliotidae. The coding region runs from base 576 to 2420 and encodes 614 amino acids. Gene Ontology annotation, cellular component: spindle microtubule; nucleus; cytoplasm. Gene Ontology annotation, biological process: regulation of cell cycle; negative regulation of apoptotic process; positive regulation of protein ubiquitination. The record is from RefSeq and is a predicted model, not a curated record. Gene Ontology annotation, molecular function: cysteine-type endopeptidase inhibitor activity involved in apoptotic process; ubiquitin protein ligase activity. The transcript is spliced from 6 exons.